This is a messenger RNA of Closterium sp. Naga37s-1, 232 nucleotides long. NCBI's taxonomy places the organism in Eukaryota, Viridiplantae, Streptophyta, Zygnematophyceae, Desmidiales, Closteriaceae. The record is from the annotation of a GenBank genome assembly.
UCGCAGGCAUGGCACUUCCCUCCAUUGCAGCUGGAAGGAACGCCAGGCCAUUACUUAAAGGGACUCAACCAGCUUUCAAUUAUCUCGCCACUUCUCAAGCAACAGUCGUCCUGCACUGGAACCCUUUUGUCCCAGAGUUGCUCCAGUUGGGAAACCUAGUUCUUGGUGUUUUGAAGUGCAAGCAGACGAAUGUUUCGGGGCACUGGUGGUGCGGCAAGGCUUACAUUGAUUG